This is a messenger RNA of Knipowitschia caucasica, 360 nucleotides long. The record is from the annotation of a GenBank genome assembly. NCBI's taxonomy places the organism in Eukaryota, Metazoa, Chordata, Actinopteri, Gobiiformes, Gobiidae.
AUGUAUGUGUCCACCAACCACUUAUCAUCUGCCAGUAUUGCGACUGGAAUGGCAUCUGUUGUCAGUGAGCCGCGUCUUGGAGCGCGGCCCACUCCCCUGCGCGAUCCAGGGGCCCACAACUUCAACCCAGGCGCAGGUUGGAGCUCGCUGCCCGGAGAGCUGCCCGAUCCUUUUCCCAUCGAGCUGAACUCGACUUGCCUGUCCCGCAGCGGCGUAACUGCUCUCCAACUCCCACCAAAAAGGAGCACCGUGGACCAUCGCGCCUCAAGCCACCUCUGGGCUUCCCGGGACCGAUCCCCGCUCCCUGCUCCCGUGUGUGGGAAAGACUGGAGUGUGUGUGCACCCGCUCUCCGUGCGUGA